ACCAUUUCGGGGGUCCUAUCACCAUUUCCGUCCACAGGAGUGACGCCGGUGGAGACACAGUUGAUCAGCUGAUUGUGAGCGAAGAAAUUAUCCAAAAUAACACCGUUUUUUCUAUUACAAUGAACGUAACACCGACAGACAGCUAGGUACUUUCAAGUUGGACAGUGUUUGACAUGAUUCAUUUGGACUUUCAUCAUGGACAAGAUUUUGGAGGGCCUUGUGAGUUCCAAUCACUCUGUUACAGUAAAGAGGGCCAUCGUGAAGAAGGUUGUGGAAGCAGCAGAGAAGGAAGUGACGGAGCAGCAGUGUCAGGCAUUGUUUACACUGACCACUCGCCUCAUCUUGCAUGGUGAAGAUGCCUUCCAGAAGCAGAUUGGCUUCCAGGUUUUGGAAGCCUAUGCACGCUACCACCGUCCAGAGUUUGAGUGUUUCUUCAGUAAAGAUUUUGUCGUAAGCCUUCUCCAGCAAGGCUAUGGCCAGCUGAACCACAAAGAUCCAGCCAUAAUAGACUACAUUCACUCUUGCCUGCGGCUGCUCAUCAGCUGCCCCUCAGUGCUGGAACUCUUCAGCGUGAUACAGGUGGAGGUUUUAAGGAUGGUGUGUGAACGUCCUGAGCCCACUGUUUGUGCCCGUUUGAGCACUUUGCUGUCUGACUUUGUGCAGUGCAUCCCGAGGGAUAAGUCGGGCGUUUUGUUCUGCCAACAGUUAGUCAGGACCAUCAGUUACUUCCACUGCUUUUCCAACCAUGAGCGGGAGCUGAGAGAGUAUGUGGGUCAGGUGACUAAGGUUAGCUCACUGUUACAGAACAUCUGGAAGGCAGAACCUGCCACACUGCUUCCCUCACUGCAGGAAGUCUUUGCCAUCAUCUCUUCCACAGAUCCUGCCUUUGAGCCAUCCAUCUCUCUUGCCUGCCUGGUCCAGCAUAUCCCCAUCCAGAUGAUAACAGUGCUUAUCAAGAGCCUCACCACAGACCAGAACGUCAAAGAUGCAAACAUGACUAAAGCACUCUGCAGGAUGAUAGACUGGCUGUCUUGGCCUUUGGCCCAACAUGUUGAUACCUGGGUCAUUGCUUUGCUCAAAGGACUUGCUGCAGUUCAGAAGUUCACGAUCCUCAUUGAUGUCACUCUGCUCAAGAUUGAAUUGGUAUUUAGUCGCCUGUGGUAUCCAAUAGUGCGACAGGGGGCGCUAGCUGUGCUCUCACACAUGCUGUUGAGUUUCCAGCACUCUCCUGAGGCCUUCCAUUUGGUUGUUCCACAUGUGGUGCAUUUAGUCCAGUCCUUAAGGACCGAUGGUCUUCCCACCAGCAAAGCUUUCUUGCUGCAGUUCACUGAGCUCAUACACUGCAUGAUGUACCAGUACUCCGGCUUUCCUGACCUCUACGACCACAUACUAGAGGCUAUCAAGGAUCUCCCAAAACCUGGAGAGGAGAAGAUCAAGCUGAUGUUGAAUCAAAGUGCCUGGACAUCUCAGUCCAACUCAUUUGUGUCUGGUCUUCUGAGGCAAGCAGGGAAAUCUGAGACUGGCAAGACAGGCCUAGUCAACCUGGGGAACACCUGUUUCAUGAACAGCAUCAUCCAGACCCUGUUCAUGGCCACAGAUUUCAGGAGGCACGUUUUAUCAUUAUAUCUAAAUGGAUCCAACACACUAAUGAAAAAUCUUCAGUUGCUUUUUGCCAUUCUUGCGCACACACAGAGGGCAGCAUAUGCUCCAAGAAUCUUCUUGGAAGCAUCUCGGCCUCCCUGGUUCAAUGCGGGCUCUCAGCAGGACUGUUCCGAGUACCUCAGGUUUCUUCUAGACAGGUUGCAUGAAGAGGAGAGAACACUUCAGGUCCUGGAAUCAGCUAAGCCAAAGGUUGACCCCCCUGUAGACACAAGCAGCAAUGGUACAACAGGUCAGACUUCUUCAGAGGAAGGUGAAGAGUUGCCUUCAGUAAAUGUUGGAACCAAACCAGGAAAUGAUGGGAGGACUUUAAUCGAAAGGAUGUUUGGGGGGAAGCUGAUCACAGGCAUUCGCUGUAUGCAGUGCAAUUGCAACUCUGAGAAAGAGGAACCUUUUACAGACCUGUCUUUAGCCUUUUGUCCUACCACCUCUCAGGAUGGCCCCCAGCCUGAGGGGCCCACAGAGGAACCCAAGGUUCUAUGUCAGGGAUCUGUCAAUGGUGGUAGUGAAACUCCUGAAUCAGGCCCGGCCAAAUCCCCAGCUAGCAAUGUCCAUUUUGUGCCAGUUACAAAUGAGCCUCCUCUCUCUGUGCCAGACCUGGUGAACUAUUUUCUGGCCCCAGAGACCCUAGAUGAAGACAAUGCCUAUUUCUGUGAGAAGUGUAGUUCUCUCCAACGGGCAGAGAAGACCUUGAAAUUGGUGUCGGCACCGGAGUACUUGAUCCUGACCCUGCUGCGAUUCUCAUAUGAUGCCAAAUGCCAUGUCCGGAGGAAGAUUCUGGACAAUGUUACCAUCCCAACACACAUGAGCCUCCCAGUGCAUGUCCCCUCAAUGACUGUACAGUGUUCCUCUCCUACCUCUUUGUCUCUGCAAGUGGAUUCUCCUGAAAGCAGUGAGAAUCUGGCCAAGAAACUCAAACCAUCUCAAAAAGAGGAGGAGGAAGAGGAGAAGGGCAGUAUAGAUGGAACAGAGCAGAUAAGCCGAGAAGGAGAAAUGCCAGUGCUGUCUGUUCCUUAUGUCCUCACCUCAGUGGUGAUGCAUUCUGGUAUGUCAUCUGAGAGUGGCCAUUACUACUCCUACGGUCGUGACAUCAGCGGAGCAGUUGGAGCACAGCAUCCGGCCAAUCACCUUGCCCUCAAGGAGGAUUUGGGAAAUGGCCAAGUGGAGUGUAGCCUCCCCACUUGCUCAGCUGUCUCAGCUCCACCCGAACAAGGGGACACACUGGCAAAUAGUGUCCAAGAGGCAAGGGAUUGGAUGCUGUUCAAUGACAGCAGAGUGACAUUCACAUCCUUCCAAUCAGUACAAAACAUUACUAAUCGUUUCCCCAAGGACACAGCUUAUGUGCUUAUGUACAGGAAACAGGAGCUACAAGGGCAGAACAUAAAUGGCGGUCUCAUGGCAAAUGGAAUGAGUGCUGAGCCUCCUCUGCAGAAAGAACUGCUGGAUGCUAUUAUCAAAGACAAUAAGCUGUAUUUACAGGAGCAGGAGCUUAAUGCUCGGACGCAGGCUCUCCAGGCCCCUUCAUCAUCCUGUUCGUUCAGGCCCAACGGUUCAGAUGACAAUAACCCACCGGGGAGCUGCGGCCCAUCUGGUGGAGGUGGUGGAGGAGGAGGUGGGGGAGGGGGAUUCAAUACCAUUAGCAGACUGGUAUUUUGAAAUGGAGAAAUGCUGUAGGAUUCCCAUAUAUGAACUGACAGGAAAGAUGUCUUGGACAAUUUCAAACAAAAGUCUGAUGUGUCAUUACAUAGAUGUACGCAUAACAUCAGAAACAGAGCACUGAAAUGAUCUGAAAUCACACAUGCAUACAUGCAUAGAUUAUCUGUGCUGGCUCUGAUCUGAGAUUUGAUGUUGACUCAAAUGUUUGUUUGUUUUUUACCACUGCACCACAGCCGUUUAAUAUUAGUUUUAUUUAUUGAGGUUAUUUUCUUUUUGUGAUUUCAGUAUUGUUAUUGCCAUUAAUCCUCCAAAUAAAAAAAAUAGUUAGAAAAUGUGUAUUCUCUCCCUUAAAUGAAAUACUUAGCAAAAUAUAAAUUGAUAUUUGAGAAGUAAGAUUACCAAUCAUUAGUCUUCUAAUAAGCUUUUACACUGAUUAAAAAUGGAAAAUUGAUUCAGUCUGGAACAUACUUGUGCUAUCUGGCUUGUCUUGAGUGUUCAUAGUAUUACAUCACACGCAAACAUGUAGAUGUGCAGAGCACAAUGCAGAGGACUAUUCAGUUGUAAGAUUUUUUUUUGAUUGGUCACAGUUUUGAACACAGCCCUUACACUUUGUUAAUUUUUUUCUAAUAUGCAUGCAGCUUUUUCAUGAGCUGUGGAGUUUUGAUUGUAAAUCUUUUUGGUGUGUUAUGGUGUUUUAUAGGAUUCAUAUCCCAUGCAAUAAUUGUAUAUAUGACUUACAUGAGAUUUCUGAAUGAUGAAAUAAAAUAUAUGGAAAGUAAA
Solea senegalensis (Senegalese sole) is the source of this 4095-nucleotide messenger RNA. RefSeq names its product ubiquitin specific peptidase 38 (gene usp38). Gene Ontology annotation, cellular component: cytosol; nucleus. Gene Ontology annotation, biological process: ubiquitin-dependent protein catabolic process; protein deubiquitination. NCBI's taxonomy places the organism in Eukaryota, Metazoa, Chordata, Actinopteri, Pleuronectiformes, Soleidae. The coding region runs from base 196 to 3315 and encodes 1039 amino acids. Gene Ontology annotation, molecular function: cysteine-type endopeptidase activity; cysteine-type deubiquitinase activity. The transcript has 11 exons. The record is from RefSeq and is a predicted model, not a curated record.